This is a messenger RNA of Bicyclus anynana (squinting bush brown), 2953 nucleotides long. RefSeq lists its product as uncharacterized. The transcript has 6 exons. The record is from RefSeq and is a predicted model, not a curated record. Bases 166 to 987 code for a protein of 273 amino acids. Lineage: Eukaryota; Metazoa; Arthropoda; Insecta; Lepidoptera; Nymphalidae.
UUUCAAUGGAGACGGACGUAGUUAUUUGCGCCACGAAAGCACGUAUCACAAAGCUUGACAAGCAUUAGAACAAUGUUUGUUUAUUUAAUUAGUGUACAGUGAAUAUAUUUUUUUAAAACAGUGUGUGUGACUUGUGAUGGACCAGUGUGGAUUUUAUUGGAGAGGAUGAUUGUUAUAUACGCUUUAUUCAGCUUACUACUUAUAAAAGAAUCGCUAUUACUAAGGAUAGUCCACGUAACGGUCCCUUCCUAUCGGAUACGUGGCCAGCCAGCCCAGUUGGAAUGCGAGUUCGAGUUAGGCGGCGAUACGCUAUAUUCAGUGAAAUGGUACAGAGAUAACGAAGAGUUUUAUCGCUACAUGCCGAAAUACGACCCUCCUAAACACGCUUACAAACUUGACGGCGUUAAAGUCGAGCUGUCAAAAUCGGAUAAAGGAAGAGUGAUGCUUCACCCGGUCACAUUGAAAUCUUCUGGUCUAUACCGAUGUGAGAUAUCGGCAGAGGCGCCUAGCUUCGCCUCAGUAGCUGGUGAAGGAAAAAUGGAAGUUAUUUAUCUACCACGGGAAGGACCAAGAAUAACAGGCAACGAGCAAGAGAACAGGCGGGGGGAUUCUUUAUUUCUGAACUGUACUUCUGGUCGCUCGUAUCCGGCGGCCAUUUUAAGUUGGGACAUUGACGGUGAGAAGGUCGUUGACCCGACACUGCUAGUGGAGUAUCCACCAUUGCAGCAUGCGCAUGGUCUACUGUCAUCAGCAUUGGGCUUACGAGUGCCAGCUGGUCGGACCAUGCAAGUGAAAUGCACAGCAAGAGUCGCUCCCGCGUGGCGCGAGGGCAGUGAAGCUAUCGUGGGGAACAGUAAAGAACUGGCGGAUAGUAAAGAAGCCAUGUUGUUAGUUCGGAGCUCGAGUGCGGCGCUUACAUUAAAUAUGACGUUGUUAACACUUUCACUCCUUCAACAUUUACGCUUCUCAACGCCAUCAAUUACGUGAUAAUUAUUAUUAAAACAAUUUAUUAAAAUAUUGAAUAAUCAAUAAAAAGAUUUAUUGAUUAAUCGUUAAAACAGUUUUAUCGUAAUUAUCACUGAAUAAUAAAUAAAACAAUUUAUUGAUUAAUUGAUAAAACAGUUAUUAAAAUGUACAAUGAGUAAUCAAUAAAGCGAAUUAUUGAUUAAUCGUUUUUAUAUUCCAAAUUAUUUUUCGUUUGUGCAAUAAGUAAAUUUAUGAACACGAAUUUUUGUAUCUGUGAAUUCAUAAUGAUGUUUUUUUCUUGUAUUUUAUAAAAAUUAAAUGUUGCAUACGUACAUAAUAUAUUUUUUAGAUUAAGUUAUAGUUUCAAGAAUAGACAUAUCAUCUGUAAACUUAUUUUUAUUAACAUUCUGUGAAUGAAUCUGUUUUUGGUACGUGUCGUUUGUAAAUAAACAAGUCAUAAAAUUCGAACUAAAAUCUAUUUAAAUCCGAGAUAUGUGCUCGUACAUCUUGGAAGUACACCAAACCUUUUAUCAUCGCUAUCAAGCAACUUUGCUGUGCUUUGAAUAAAACUACUGGCCCAUUCACUAACCUAUUGGCCUGGUGUAGUAUAGUGGCCUAUUACCCACCUAAUAUAAUUAACUUCAAAUCAAAAACCAUCUCAUUUUCAUAUUUCGUAAACGAAAAUCGCAAUGACACAUAAUCAUCAUCAUUAUCAACCCAUAUUCGGCUCGUUGGGUAAAUAUUUUCUUCAGUAUAUCAGGUUUAUUUUACAAAAUAAUACUUGAAAAUUCUGACAUCGAUGAAAAGCAUUACAAACAAAAUUAUGAACUGUUGUUUUUAAGCUGCUAUUUAAGACAUACCUGUGUUUUUAAUAAAUACUGUUAUAGCUUGUUAGGCUAAAUGUAAAUAUAUUUACGAUAUAUUUUUUUUAUUAUCGAGCAUUUGGACACAAAUUUUAUAAAAUGAAUCAAUAAUUGCAUUGACAAAAGUAUAAAAUAAUACGCAAUAAAAAUAUAGCUUUAUAAUUUUGUUGAUUUCAAUUAAUAAAAUAUAUACCGAAAAAUAUCAAUCUUGUGUUAUAAUAUAAUGCUAGCCACCCACAGUCUGUGUGCCCACAGUCAUGCCUGCAGCGCUGCCGGCAUGAUAUCCGGUAAAAUUCAUCGUGCGUUGGUCGUGAUUUAGGCUUUAUGUCGAGCCGUCAUGCACACCGCAACGAACACAAUGAGUUUAAGCCUUCAUUCGCACGAGAAUUUUUAACGGACGUUAAAAAAGCGUUCAAAUACAACAAAUGCAUUCCCAAGUAUAUGUUCACGAUAGCGUUUUUAAAAAACGAGGUUUUUUUCGAGCAGUAUUGCAUUUUAAAUUUUGAGCGUUGAAAAUAGACCUUUAUAUAACUUCAUAAUUUAUUUGAACGCUUUUUUAACGUCCGGAUAAAAAGCUCUUGUGCGAAUGAGGUCUUAUUGGAGGCAUGUGGGUAUAUAGGACCGUGGUUGACUAGCAUAAGUCCCCAUGUUUAGGGUUUACUGAACUUUAGGGCCAGUGUAGAUGAAGGGAGGUUUAUAACAACUUUAAGGUAUUUGAAUUUAUUAAAUAGCGUGCUAUGAGUAAUUUGCUUUAAACACCUUUAACCUUCUGAGCUUUGCUCCUUCUUGGAAUUUUAUACCUCAUCUAAACCAUGUUUAUGAGAAAAGUUAUUUAUUUUGAGCCAAUAUCAUGUUUUUGCUACUAAUAUUUAUAUUACGUGUAUGGUAUGUUUUAGUGAGUGCUUCGAAUUGUUAACAUAUUUGUAAAUACAAACUUUAGGGAUGCCUUCUUAGAUAGAAAGUACAAUACCUAAUUAUGUAAAUAGUACAGUCUUGUUCUUUUGUAAUGUUGCAUACUUUAGUCUAAAAAGAAUACUUGUAUGUAUGUAUUUAUUAGGAAACUUAAUGUCAAUUUAAUAAGUGUUUAAACUCUAUUAUUUUAUUAAUAAAAAAAUGCUGAUAAA